This is a messenger RNA of Jatropha curcas, 747 nucleotides long. The record is from RefSeq and is a predicted model, not a curated record. NCBI's taxonomy places the organism in Eukaryota, Viridiplantae, Streptophyta, Magnoliopsida, Malpighiales, Euphorbiaceae.
CAUACAAUAUAUCCAUCCAUCUCUCUUUUGACUACCUAUACAACACUUUCUUUUUCAGUCUUUCUGUUAGAAAUAACAAUUAACUACUAAAAAAUGGCGUCAAGCUCAAUGUCCUCUCGUGGGUCUGCCUCAUGGACUGCACAGCAGAACAAAGCCUUUGAAAGGGCUUUGGCUGUAUACGACAAAGACACACCAGACCGUUGGGCCAAUGUCGCCAGGGCUGUUGGCGGCAAAACUGCCGAUGAAGUUAAGAGGCACUAUGAGCUUCUCGUGCGGGAUGUCAAGUAUAUCGAGUCUGGCCAAGUCCCCUUCCCUAAUUACAGGACCACAGGGACCAGAGGAUGAAAAAUCUGAAGCUAUAAUGAAGUACAAGAAACUGAAGCAUGAUCAAGAAGAACCAUAUUCUCUAUCUCUAUUAUCAAUUUCCUCUUGUUGCAUUGUUAGUAAUAUUAUAUAGUAUAACUAGUAGUAGUAAACCCUAUUUCAAGAAUCGCGAAAUGGGAUCUUUUUCUGUUCUAGCAGUUGUCAACUAGUUGUUCUUAUUCUAGUGAUGCUAUGUAUAAUUAAUUUAGCACAUAUAUAAUAUUAGUGUAUUAAUUAAAAAAAAAAAAAAAAAAUCAAGGCACAUCAAAUCUUGUGAUUCUUGCAUAAGUUCUCUUUGUGUAAGUCUGUAAUAUUUUCUCUAAGAUUACUGUAUGUAACAUUCCAUAAAUUAAUUAAUAAUCUUGUAUUUUCUUUUGUUGAUUA